AUGGCGCGGCGGGGGCGAGGGCCGGUCGGGUCCGGGAUCUCUCGAGCCUGUCGCGUCACCGUCACAACAGCAGCAGCCCUACGGCACGGCGGGCGGGACUUCCGACAGGCGGCCUCCCGGCAGCCACUGCGGGCGCGCGGCUUCCGGGAGCGGAGCCGGGGCGCUGCCGUCAUCGCGCCCUCGCCGCGCGGAUUGGCCGCGGGAGGCCUCCGUCGCUUGCGCCGCGCGUUGCCCGGCGACGGCGGCGGCGGCGCCCUCAUGGCCUGGCUGGAGGGGCCGGGCGGCGGCCGCGGGGGGCAGCGCGGCGGGCGGCGGGCGGCGCUGUGCUCGCUGGCGGCCCUGGCGCUCGUGCUGCUGGCCGCGCUCACCUACCUGCCGCCGCUGCUGGUGGCCUACCGGAGCCACGGCUUCUGGCUGAAGCGCAGCAGCUACGCGGAGCAGCCCAGCAUCAGAUUCCGGCACGAGGCGCUGCUGCUGCUGCAGCUGGCCGAGAGUGGCGGCGGCGGCGGCGGCGGCUUAGUGGGCUGGAGCUCCUUCCCGGCCUGCAACCGCCUCCUGGGCCCUCGCCUACGCGUCCCUCUCGUUUCGGCUAGAGAGGAAGAUGCAAAUCAAGAUGGGCUAAUGGACCUGUUACAAUUUCAGCUGGAAGUUCCACUACAAUCUACAGAACAAGUAGUGGGAAUUCAACUUAUUCUGACCUUUACCUAUGAGUUGUAUAGAAUGUCUACAUUUGUGAUGCAGAGCAUGGCCUUUGUGCAGUCCUUUUCUCCUGUGCCAGGGAUUCGGGUUUUUGUAAACGGAGACCUGAAGCUUCAUCAGAGGCAGCCAUUAAGUCAUGUUGGACUGGACAGCCGGUAUAAUGUCUCUGUGAUCAAUGGCACAAGCCCUUUUGUCCAGGACUAUGAUCUCAUUAACAUUGUUGCAGCUUAUCAAGAGAGAAAUAUCACCACAGUUUUGUCUGGUCCCAGCCCCAUCUGGGUGCUGGGAAGAACCCCGCAGGAGCCGUUUGUCCUCCAGGCCACAGUUCGCUACCCCAUGGAACUGAUUGUGUAUCAGCCAGGCUUCUGGGAGACAAUUAAGUUUGCCUGGAUUCAGUAUGUUUCCAUCCUGCUGAUCUUCCUUUGGAUGUUUGAAAGAAUCAAAGCCUUCCUGUUCUGGAAUCAAGUGCUAGCCACAGUGCCAGCAUCACUGCAGUUGUCUGCAAAAGAGCAUCAGUCCUGAACAUAGGCCAAAAAAGACCUACACUACCCACGGGAUGCAUGGAUCUUCCUUGUUUCAUAUCUGUAAGUUGUGGAGGUACCAGACUUGAUCUGUACAUCAUUGCUGUAGCAGCUCUAGUCUGCAAGAGGAAGUUGUUACAUAUAAAAGUUGUGAUAAUUAAAGUA
Varanus komodoensis (Komodo dragon) is the source of this 1385-nucleotide messenger RNA. RefSeq names its product transmembrane protein 231 (gene TMEM231). Gene Ontology annotation, cellular component: ciliary transition zone; ciliary membrane. The record is from RefSeq and is a predicted model, not a curated record. The transcript is spliced from 7 exons. The coding region runs from base 1 to 1221 and encodes 406 amino acids. Gene Ontology annotation, biological process: cilium assembly; regulation of protein localization. NCBI's taxonomy places the organism in Eukaryota, Metazoa, Chordata, Lepidosauria, Squamata, Varanidae.